AUGCUUCUGGAAAACGUCCUUUUCAUGAAGCAGCUCAGUGUGGGCAUCUUGAAUGUACAAACUUUUUGAUAGAAAACGGGGCAAAUGUUAACGCGUUAAAGCGUGGCGACUGGACACCUUUAAUGUUAACGGUGGCUUCAUGCGUCUCUGGUUCUACCUCUUUUCCAAAAGUAAAUCAGCACUUGGAGAUUUUGCGGUUGCUGCUAAAGCAUGGAGCCGACGUUUCUGCCGUCAAUAAGGAUGGGUGGAAUUGUCUUCAUGUUCGUUCAUUCUUUAGCUGUCCUUUUGCUUCUAAUGUUCACGUUUGUACUGCGAAAAAGUUAUAUGUAGUUUUAAUGCUGCUGGCAUGUGUAACCAGACCUAUUUAAUCAGGAAAAGAAAGCAUCGUCAAACCCGUGUAAAUGGUCUAGUGACCACUUCGUGCUUCAUUCUGCAGCUUUCUGGCCUUAUUUUUGGUCUGAACAGUAGUAGCUCAUAACUUCUAACCCUAAUAGCAAAAAUUGGCGUUUCGAGCUCGCGAAUGUACGCGUUAGCGCCCCCAACCCUAUCUGCGAUUUGAUUGGUCGAUACGUGCGUCUCGUUAGCACUGCCAGUGGCGCAGUCGGCGGCGUGCACUGACGCAUGAAAAUCGAUAUCAACCGGUGCACCCGAUGCUCGACCGGGCUCAGGCAGUCCCGGCGCGCCACUUCCUGCUCUGCCACCUUGCCGUGCGCACGCUCAGUUUGGCCUACAUCGUUUUCGUGCUUUCCUGGCCCUGCCCUCUAACUGUUUUUCUUUUUUUGUGUCUAUUAUGUGGAAGGGUACGGAACUGCAGACGAUGGGUACCUUACUGUAGACGCAUAUUGCGAAUGUUUGUAGAGAAGUAUGCAGUCCUUUAUGGGAAAGGAGAAAUGGUGUACAAUGUUCACAGCAUUCUGCACCUACCGGAUGAUGUCUUACGACAUGGUCCAUUAGAUAGCUUCUCAUCGUUUCCUUUCGAAAGUUACCUAGGUAGUCUCAAACGGUUGCUAAGGAAGCCGUCACAACCGUUGCAGCAAGUAGUGCGUCGAUUAGCUGAGCAACAGAGUGUAAGACGUGAUAUCUGCAUUCCAACAGAAUGGACAUGUAGGCAUCAACAUUCCGAAGGUCCACUGCCAUCCACUGAUGGAUCGGCUACGCAGUAUAAACUUAUACAAAAAGGCAACUUGGUCAUUGGCACAGAGCCCUCGGAUGGUUCUGUCGCAAUUGACGGAAAGUUAGUCAGUAUCAAAAAUAUUGUACAGGACCCAUCAGGUCAAUUGCAAAUAGUUUACGUCAACUAUUGUGCAAUAGAAGACCACUUCGAUUAUCCCAUUAGGUCCUCAGCCGUUAAUGUUUUCAAGGCUAGGUUAGACACCGAUAUUCACAACCUUAUAAGGUUUUCCGGCAGAAACCUUAAGGCCACCUGUACCUCCUUGUUGCGAAUUUAGUGAAUAUUUUUGUAGCUUUUUACUUAUUUCAUCUGUACACAUUUUUCUAUGCUAGGCAUGUGUGCCGUACACAACAAGUAUUCGUUAACAGAGGUAUUAUUUUUCUGUGGAAUUACUUGCAAAUUUCACCCAGAUCUAGUCUCAUAUUACGUUCAUUUUUUCCACAUAGCUUGCUAGCAGGGGCGGUGUUGAGACAAUUAUUUAUGAGUUAACUGCAUUUUGUGCGGCUUUGGUUUCUGGAACGACGAACAAUGGUCGCACUCCAUUGCAUUGCUUAGCUCUCUCAAAAUCUGUCCAACCGGCCGCAAGCGCUCGGAUCGCACACAACUUCCUCCUCCAGGACAGCCGGCUGUUAUACUCUGCUGAUGCUUGUGGUUGCCUUCCCAUUAUGGAUGCCCUACGCCAGGGAAAUUUACAACUAGCUCGUUACCUUUUGGACGAGUCAGUAGACUCCCCGGCAGUUUUGCUCCUUCGGGACAAACUGGGCUUUCAGGCCAUUCACAUAGCAGCCGAAGCUGGCCAAGUGAGUAAUUACCAUAUUUUAAACCAUGCAGUCUUUUGCGUAACUGUGGAGGUAAAAUUUUCUGAUGUGUUUUCUAUGAUGUUCCGUCUACUCUGGUUCAUGGAUUUAGUGUUGACUUGAUGAUAGAUAUUAGUGUCUUGAAGACUGCGCCCAGUUUUUCUUUCGCAUACCUCAGAUACUUGUUGGGCCCCUAAAACAGUUUCAUAUUUGGUGACAAUGCUCCCCACGUUGUAAGUGGGUACCUUCUGCGUUAAAAUGAAGUGAUAGUGAGAUAUUUUACUGGCAGCAUCCUUUUAUUAGAUCAAUGACGAUUUUGCACCUAUCUCAUUUCCACUCACAACUCGAAUCUAGUCAGAAGACGACUUCGAUCGGCAGCCGCGGAGUCACUUCGAUAUCUGCUCGCCCGCCGGACGGGAUGAUCGGGAAUGUAACCAUACACGCAUUAUGGACUGGAAUUAGCUAAUAUGUGUUGCAUUUUAUACACGAAUGUGUAAAACACUUUUGUUAACAUGAGGAAGUUUUGUGAGAAGAGGCAUGACCUCUCAACUGUUGAAUGAUCGACCAUUUCAUGUCUCCCUUUGUUCAUUCUUCUGUUAACCAAAACAGUUGCCACCUCACAACCAGGUUCCAUUUCAUAUUUUCAUGCAUGCCACAGAUGCAGAGGCGCGGUAUGCCCCCUAUUCGGUUCUCAACUGACCUCUUUGGUGCCUUCUUCUCAGGUCGAAAGUGUUCAGUUUGUGUUUGAUGCUGCCGGCAAGGAGAGCGCCGUAUCUGUAACUAUCGCCGAAGGUGGUCCCAGCCUCAGUCCGCUGCAUUUGGCAUGUCGGGAGGGUCACCCGGAGGUGAUAAACCUCUUGACUGACGCCAUUUGUAACCUCUCAACCGACACUCCAUACCUUUUCCUGCUGCCUCUUGAUGGUAAUGGCCGCUCGCCGCUCUACUACGCGGCCAGUGGCGCCGCAGGUGUUGGAUUCGUUGGUCUUCGUCGCCGUUUAACUUGUUUCAAGGACCUUGUCAGCGCAGUCGUCAAUCUUCUUUGCAGACUGUCUGAACCACUAAAGACAACAUUGAAGCGACGACUUGAGUCCUCCCUGAUUGAAGCUGAGUCACUUGGCAUUACGGAAUUCACGAACCUUGUGGGUGUCAUUAGAAGCGAACUUAUUAAUACAACUAACUCUGGUUAA
Messenger RNA from Spirometra erinaceieuropaei, 3155 nucleotides. NCBI's taxonomy places the organism in Eukaryota, Metazoa, Platyhelminthes, Cestoda, Diphyllobothriidea, Diphyllobothriidae. The record is from the annotation of a GenBank genome assembly.